AUGACUUCGAGAUUUACAGAUGACGAAAACCGACAGUUCUCCGAAAGAUUCGGCUCCUGGGAGGACGAAUAUUUCGGCCGCACAAUAGACCCAUGCCUGAAUUCCGCAUCCAGCAGAUCUUGUUGCGAAGAAUUACUGAACAUGGUCGAAAUAUUGGAACUACAAUAUGUUGACUUUGAGGGGAUCGGUCCGGACUCUGAUCAUAAAUCCUAUGAUGAUAUUAUAGAACACGUAAAAGCUCGAAGUGUCUUACGCACCGGAGGAGUCGAACUCGGAUACUAUGGAACUCCCAUAAUAGAAGCGCGCGUCUAUGCAGUCGCCACGGGUCCGUAUGAAAUAUGGACAUAUAUGGACAUAGAUGAUGUCGAGGAGUACGACGAUGAGGAGGAAGAGGAGGAAGAGGAUGAAGAGGAAGAGGAGUACGACGAUGAGGAGUACGACGAUGAGGAGGAAGAGGAGGAAGAAGAGGAAGAGGAGUACGACGGUGAGAAGAGGACGACGAGGACAAGAGCGCUGAUUGAUCGUGAUUUUUUUAGUGAUGACGAUGAUGACCUAGAGGACGAGGACAAAUGCAUAAUUUGUCUUUCUAAAAGAAAGAGCGCAACCUUUGUUCAUGGUAGAAUGGGACAUUGCUGCUGCUGUUUAUCGUGCGCAUAUAAAUUGGAAAAGGGGGAAGAUAAUUGUCCCGUGUGUCGAGCGCCAAUAGAUUUUGUCAUUAGACAAUAUUGAACGCGAAUUCCUGGCCUUUGUUACCCGCCCGAGUAACAAAAAUCCCGAGGUGUCGAUGGAUACCCAAGACUGAGUCAUAGCGGCCCUAUCUGCCGACCACCCUGCGCGAUCCCCGGCAUCAUCUUUACCAGAAACAGGUAAAGAUAUCGUCCCCUUUUUCACCAACCUUGCACAUAAUCAGGAGGUAAAUCUGUAUCUUCAGGUAUUAACAUCAAUUCCUCCUUUACAAAAGCCCGUCCGGGUCCGUCUUCAACAUAGUACAUUACACGGUUACCAGGUUGCGCUCUUUCUUUUAGAAAGACAAAUUAUGCAUUUGUCCUCGUCCUCUAGGUCAUCAUCGUCAUCACUAAAAAAAUCACGAUCAAUCAGCGCUCUUGUCCUCGUCGUCCUCUUCU
This is a messenger RNA of Hydractinia symbiolongicarpus, 1124 nucleotides long. RefSeq lists its product as uncharacterized. The record is from RefSeq and is a predicted model, not a curated record. NCBI's taxonomy places the organism in Eukaryota, Metazoa, Cnidaria, Hydrozoa, Anthoathecata, Hydractiniidae. The transcript is spliced from 2 exons. Bases 1 to 729 code for a protein of 242 amino acids.